Messenger RNA from Aedes albopictus (Asian tiger mosquito), 1030 nucleotides. RefSeq names its product STAM-binding protein-like. The transcript has 2 exons. Gene Ontology annotation, cellular component: membrane; endosome. The record is from RefSeq and is a predicted model, not a curated record. Gene Ontology annotation, molecular function: metal-dependent deubiquitinase activity; K63-linked deubiquitinase activity; protein binding. Bases 1 to 975 code for a protein of 324 amino acids. NCBI's taxonomy places the organism in Eukaryota, Metazoa, Arthropoda, Insecta, Diptera, Culicidae. Gene Ontology annotation, biological process: protein K63-linked deubiquitination.
AUGAUAGUGCUGAAGGCGGCCAAGAGAGGUGCAUCCUACAAGGCACUAGCCCAGGAAGUACAGUACUACAGAUCGGGCCUGGAAAUGGUUCGCAUGGCCAAUGUUUACAUGCAAGAGGGAAACAUCGAUGCCGCUUAUAUACUGUACAUUAGGUUUAUAACUCUGUUUGUGGAGAAAAUUCUGACUCAUCCCGAGUAUAAAACUGUUUCUGCUGAUGUCAAAAUGCAGAAUAAGAAAAAACUGAAGGAGGUUCUUCCGAUCGCCGAGAAGCUAAAGCUAAAACUUAAGGAAACGUACACUAAGGAGUACCAGCAGUUUCUGGAAGCGAAACGCUUGGAAAAAGAGCAGGAAGAGAAACGCCUGCGAGAGGAAAGAGACAGGGCCAAAGCAGCGCCACCCGUCAACCUGCCAGAGCCGAGUGCGCCCUCGCUACCGCCCUCCAUGCUAGUCGAUCCGGGCAUGCUGGAUCGGGUCCUCUAUCCGAAUGAUUUCCCAACGGAUCCCAAUCGCUCGUCCGGUGGCGGAUUGCUUCUGCCAGACACUAAACCAUUCCCGAAGCCAGCGUUCGACCGGACGCUCAAACCUUCGCCCACUUCGGUCCAAGCGGGCAGUCUGCGCUCUGUGAUAGUCCCUACCAACACGAUGGCCAAAUUCCUUGCUCUGGCCUCCCACAAUACCACGAGCAACGUGGAAACCUGUGGCAUCCUGGCGGGCCGCUUGGCACAAAACAGACUCCUUAUUACGCACGUGAUCGUUCCGAAGCAGCGAGGUACCUCGGACAGUUGCACUACGAUGAACGAGGAGGACAUCUUCAACUACCAGGAUCAGCACAAUCUGAUUACGCUCGGGUGGAUCCAUACGCAUCCGAGUCAGACGGCGUUCCUGUCGUCGGUGGAUUUGCACACGCACUGUUCCUACCAGAUGAUGCUGGAGGAGGCGAUUGCCAUCGUGUGUUCGCCAAAGUAUCAAGAGUAAGUAGUUUGUACUAGUUAUUGCUAACCUACUCGUCUGCUGAUGCACAUAUCGACUA